This is a messenger RNA of Caenorhabditis remanei, 270 nucleotides long. RefSeq lists its product as uncharacterized. Lineage: Eukaryota; Metazoa; Nematoda; Chromadorea; Rhabditida; Rhabditidae. The transcript is spliced from 3 exons. The record is from RefSeq and is a predicted model, not a curated record. The coding region runs from base 1 to 270 and encodes 89 amino acids.
AUGAAUUCUCGAAUUUCGGUCACUCUCCUGCUACUUGUUGCAGUAGCAACCAUGUUCAUCGCAAGCAAUGUUGUUGAAGCUAGUCCAAGACCACAAGGGAACAUGCUGCGCUACGGAAACUCGCUUCCAGCGUAUGCACCACACGUUCUCUACCGUUUCUACAACUCCAGACAGUUCGCUCCACUUAACAAACGAAAUAAUGCCGAAGUCGUCAACCACAUCCUCAAGAACUUCGGAGCAUUGGACCGUCUCGGAGACGUUGGCAAGUAG